Messenger RNA from [Torrubiella] hemipterigena, 2652 nucleotides. The record is from the annotation of a GenBank genome assembly. NCBI's taxonomy places the organism in Eukaryota, Fungi, Ascomycota, Sordariomycetes, Hypocreales, Clavicipitaceae.
AUGGAACCUAGCCUGAGUGGAAGCAGCCGAUCCAGCUCGUCAUCCUCAGUCACCCGCAAGGCCGAGUUUUCGAAUCCGACACUUUUACCGUAUGGUAAUACCAAAUAUUCGAGAAAGAUGCGCUACGCUACUCGAAAUCCGUUAGCCAACUCGCUCUACAGGCGAGUGAUUGUCUGGGCUAUUGCUGCUGCAAUUACGUAUCUCGUCUUUUUUUCCGGUGAAAGAGAUGUACAAACUGUCACAGUUGUUAAAAAUCCAACAACUCCGGUUGAUCAGAUGAUGGAAGCGGCUGCUGCUGUGGCAGAAGCCGGAGUUGCACCACAAAAGGCUGCCAUGGUUCACGAGAUGGCAGCUCCUGCACAGCCAGCAAAGCCAGCACCAAAUAUGAACAAGAAGAAGAGGCCACCACCUAAAAAGAAGCCAAAUUCCCUUGCUGAACUCGCUAAAAGCAAUGCAAAGCUUGAGGUGGAGCGCCUGCUACGGGAAAAAGAGAAGGCAGACAAGAAAGUCAGCAACAAAAUCAACGACGAUAACGACGACGAAGACGGUGAUGAUGAGGACGAAGUAGAGGAGAAAUCCGCCGAUGUUCCUAUUCCAGCCGAGCAAAUCGAUGGCCUUCCUUCAGUACAAAACUCUGACACUGACAUACCUGAGGAGGAAUACCGCCCACAAUACUCAGACGAAGAAGACUUGUAUGAUGAAAGGCUUGCCGAUGGUGACCUCGACCAUCUUGUCGGCAUUCGACCAGAACUUAUUGCCAAGGCAGUUUCCAACUUCAAGUUAAUGCCUUGGCUGCAAUUUCCGCACUUGAACGGAUACUUUCACGGUCUGAAAACACUGGUCGAUAAAGCGCGCCAUAAUCCAGAAUACCCGAACGAAAAAGUUCGCGCACCUUUCAAAGGUGGUGUGAAUUUGAGGAGAAAGGUACCCAAGCCUGUCCCGUACAACCCUUAUGCCAAAGACCCGAAAAGGAAAGAAUGUUUUCUUGACGCAGGCGGGAAGAUCCCCGCUCCGAAUCUGUAUGCCUAUGAGGGUGUACCUGAACAUAUGCCCGAUCCUGCUAUAGGAGCAUAUGAUAUUCUUGGCAUUCGUGAUGAUGUCUGUUUUGAUCGUUUCGGCCGAUACGGUCCGUAUGGUCUGGGAUACUCUUUGGCGGAAGGUGGUACUGGCAUAGGCGUCGACACUGAGAACGCUGGAAGUGACGAAGUGUGGAGAGAAAGUGGUCAAAUUAAUUACUCCAAAGUCGACUGGGGGGAGGCCCAGAAACGAUGUGUUGAAUCGAAUUCCGAGCGAUUGCGCCAACUCGACCCUAAAACAGGUGAACUCGAACGAAUGGUGAAAGGGAAGACGGACAGGAUGGCUAUUGUUAUCCGUCUUUACACUGGCUUCCGAUGGACACAUCACUCCGUGUUGAACUUUCGCGCCUUGAUCAGCGAGCUCAACCUCAAAGCUGGAGGCGAGUACGAUCUUCACUUCUUGUUACAUGUACAAGACGACAAUAUUCCCAUCUGGGCGGAUAAAAUCACCGUUCAGCGUGUGUUGGAUGCCAAUGUCCCCAAAGAAUUUCAUGGGCUAGUCACAGUAUGGAGCGAAUCUCAGAUGAGAUUGUGGUACCCUGGCGACUUCAUGGAACCGUUGCAAAAUCCCAGUGGCCGAGACAUCCACGGUGUCUACCGCAGCGCGCAUCUGCCUCUUCAAGUGUUUGCUGUCGAGCAUCCCGAAUACAACCAUAUCUGGAAUUGGGAGAUGGAUAUGCGAUUUCUUGGAAGUUACUAUGAAUUUUUUGAUAGGUUGGGUAUAUGGGGCAAGAAACAGCCCAGAACUAACAUGUGGGAGCGUAGUGCACGAUACUAUAUCCCCUCAUAUCACGGGAACUGGGACAACUUUAGCGCAACAGCAGCUAGAGAUGCAAUGGAGGCCGACCAACCUCCUGUCUUUGGCCCAGCAUGGUUUCCCGGAAAGCUUCUCUUAAGAGAGGAGCAGUCAAACCGACCAGUGAUGCCUCCAGGAUGUUCCCCUCGCGACGACCGGUCCUCCUGCGGUGUAGGCGAGGACGCAGAUUUGAUCACCCUGAACCCUAUUUUUGAUACAGACGAUUCUGGCUGGGUAUUUUCGUUAGAUGUCACCGGAUACGAAGCCUCGCCACCUCGGAGAUGUGCGAUUAUCACGGCCUCUCGUCUCAGUCGUCGUUUGCUCCUCGCCAUGCACGAGGAGGUUUGGCGCUACCAUCGCAGUAUGUUUUCGGAAAUGUUUCCCACAACUGUAGCCCUGCAUCAUGGAUUUAAGGCUGUCUACGCCCCGCAUCCAGUAUACCUCGACCGCGCGUGGGAUCCAGUGGGCUCCUCGAUUGACGCUGCCUUCAAUGGUGGAGCUGGACACUCGACCUCUGGUUCUGGAAGCCCGUUCGAUGUUCAGAAUGAGCAUAACCACAAAGGCACAUCCUGGUAUUUUAACAGUGAAUUUGCAGGGCUACUCUGGCGAAGAUGGCUAGGGUAUGCUCAAAUGGACGGUCGUGGUCCAUUUGGUGGACAGAUUUCUAAGGGAAAACAGCGUGGUGGGCGGGAGGAGGAGCAGGCCGCAGGAUCGACAGGUCGCAUGUGUCUCCGAAGCAUGCUCUUUCAUCCUAUCAAGCACGAGGAACCCACUGAUUAA